This is a messenger RNA of Aspergillus alliaceus, 1955 nucleotides long. RefSeq lists its product as uncharacterized. The transcript has 2 exons. The record is from RefSeq and is a predicted model, not a curated record. Lineage: Eukaryota; Fungi; Ascomycota; Eurotiomycetes; Eurotiales; Aspergillaceae. The coding region runs from base 1 to 1476 and encodes 491 amino acids.
AUGGUUGACCCAAAGCAAAGUCUCGAGCUAUCUCAGCAGCCGAGUGUCUCCAUGACUGUCGAGUCUUCCAAAGCCAUUGAGUCCUCCAAGGGCUCCAAGGCCAGUGCGAAGAAAGGCAAUAGGAAGAAGGACAAAGGGAAGUCAGUGCCUCGACAGGAUAGCCCUCAGGCUAGGGACCCUCGCAACUUCACUACUUCCCGACCGGGUCAGGAGGACUGGACAUGGACCAAUCUUCCCGACAUACUUUACCAGUUCGAGCCCGAGGAUAAAAAAGAUCGGAAAUCGGACCCUCCUCGGAUGAGUUAUCUCAUUCAUGGCCAACACUUACGCGAACUUCCUAUCCUCCCAGACAACAUCGCUUCGACAGUCGAGGAGUUCCGUGUUGAGGCUUGGAUGCGGCUGGACAGACGUAUUCGUCUCAAGGAUAUCACAGAUCGAAUGCACCCGGACUUCAGAAUUCAAGACAAUGCGCUACAGCAACGUAGUGUCCGCUUCCGCCAACAGUUCUCGCUGAUUGCAUGGGACUCCGGCAACAAGCGCAGCCAGCAUCUCAAGCAAGAUGUUCUCCAAAAGAUGGAGGGAAAUGGAAUUGAUCCUACUUUGAACACGACUCGCGGUAUAACUCCCGGGUUGAUCGACCCUAGUCUCGGGGAAGCUGGUGGCAGGAUCCCCCUUCCCAAACAGUACAACAAGGAAAAACGGGUGGCUCGAGACAGAAAGCCAUCAAAGACGCUCAUGCAGGAAGAAGCCAUCACUAACUACAAUGCUGCCUCUGAUGUGGACACACCGGAGGGACCCGCUAGGGAGGCUUCCUCUCUAGCCAAGUCUACUACCAUGGAGCCUUCUGCAAUGGAACCCGCCCCAGUGGAAUUUGCUUUGGAGGAAUUCUCCCCCAUCGAAACGGUAUCGGAUCUUUAUGACUCUGUGCCGACAUUUGUUCCAUUUGAGGAAAGCAAUGAUCUUCCAGAUGACCCUCAGCGAAUCAUCACAGGCUUGAUUCGGGACAACGAACAGCAAGAGACCACUAAGAUGGAAAAUAUCAACUUUAACAUGGGCACAGAGAAGCCUACAUCAUGGCGCAACACAGCGAAGACUUUGAAAUCGAUCGCGCCAAAGAGAAUUCAGCACAAUCACCCUUCUCCACUGAAGCUUGCUCGAGGUGGAUUUUGCGGCAAUGCCUGCCGGAUGAGGAAGAUUUCAACCCCCAUCUUGGCCAACCUCACACGUGUGUCUGGUGAAGCGGAGGAUUCACUCGAAUUGCUUCCCCCUUCCCACGGACUGUAUCCCGAUGUGCUGACUCCGCACUCCGAGGCCGACCUUCCAUUCGGUGUUCGCGACCAAGUUUUUGACAGUCUGUUCGAACAGUGCCUCUCCGGGGACAGAUACCUCUUCGAUAUCCCAGCUAUGACCACACUUGACUUGGAAAUGAUGGAUAUCGGAAACAUUUAUGACAUCAAUAUUGACGACUUCUUUUAAGAUAGACUCUCUCGGCACGGCAUCCGGUUCUCCAUCGCGUCCUUCAAUACUACCUGUGCACCCACCCACUUCGCAUUUUGCCUUAGCACUCUUAUACUGUUACUAUACCGCUAUACAUCCCUGCUCCUUCUUAUUGUUUUCUCGUUUCGUCGUUUUGCUUUUCCUAUCGCGUGACUUGUUCGUCUGUCCCCGAUAUUCAGCCUUCUAAUGAUGUCUGACAUUGAAUGCCAGGAUUUGAUUCCCCCUUCUAUAUGCAUUAUUUAUUGAACCCCAUUAUCUUUGUUCCCUUUGUCGCUUUUGUACGUACUGCAAUAGGCGUUGGAAGGAGUUGGAGUUGUUGUCGAUUUAAGGUUGCAUGCCAAGAUGCAUUCCGUCGAUAGCGUUCUCUGUAUGUAAACAACAGAGCAAAAUAACUGUUGAAAGGGUAUUGCUUCUGUUUACUCUGGUAAAUAACUUCGGGAUUUCAAGCAAGAAAUUUC